Closterium sp. Yama58-4 is the source of this 300-nucleotide messenger RNA. Lineage: Eukaryota; Viridiplantae; Streptophyta; Zygnematophyceae; Desmidiales; Closteriaceae. The record is from the annotation of a GenBank genome assembly.
AUGGCAGCAGCGGUGGUGACUAUAGCGGAAGAGACGGCUCGGUCGGCAGGGAUGUCCAUCCACGAUGACGUCAUGCAGGCGCUUGUGCACCUAACCCUGACGUAUGCGGAACAAUUGGCUCGGGACGUGCAGUUGUUUGCACGGCAUGCCAAGAGGAAGAGAGUGGAACCUGACGACGUCAUUCUCUCAGCCCAUCGGAACCAAUCAGUAAUGAAGCUGCUCCGAGAAAUGGCGGUAGCUGUGGGGCAAGAGGGGAAGGUUGUUAAGUGCAAAUUUCCAGCCAAACCGGAUGGUUUGUGA